AUGAGAAUCUGGAAUAACACAAAUGUGCCCUACUUCAUCCUUGUGGGAUUGACAGAUUCUGGAGGGAUCCAGCUGGUCCUCUCUCUGCUCUUUCUCCUCAUCUACCUGACUACUGUGCUGGGGAACCUGGGUAUGAUAUUGAUCAUUUGGCUGGAUCACCAGCUUCACACACCUAUGUAUUUUUUUCUCACUCACCUUUCUUUCCUUGACCUAUGUUAUUCAAAUGUCAUCACUCCUAAAACGUUAGCGAACUUGCUGACUUCCUCCAAGAGCAUUUCCUUCGUGGGCUGCUUCACACAGAUGUUCUUUUUCGUUCUGCUUGUUGCUACAGAAUGUUUUCUCCUUUCCUCCAUGGCAUAUGAUCGCUACAUUGCUAUCUGCAACCCUUUGCACUACCCAGUGAUUAUGUCACCAAGACUCUGCCGAGUCCUGCUCACUGGGUCCUACAUGGUUGGCUUUAUGGAUUCCAUUGUCAACAACCUUUGCAUUAGCAGACUACAUUUCUGCAAAUCCAACAUAAUCCAUCACUUUUUCUGUGAUACAUCCCCUAUUUUAGUCCUGUCCUGCAAUGAUACCUACGAUGUUGAGAUGAUGAUAAUGUUUCUUGCUGGUACCACAUUCAUAGUCUCACUUAUCAUAAUAGGUAUGUCUUAUGUGUUCAUUCUGUCGACUAUUCUGAAAAUCACUUCCACUUCAGGAAAGCAGAAAGCCUUUUCCACCUGUGCCUCCCAUCUGCUGGGGGUCACUGUUUUUUAUGGCAGUAUGAUCUUUACUUAUUUAAAACCCAAGAAGUCUUACUCCCUGGGAAAGGAUCAAGUGGCUUCUGUGUUUUAUACUAUUGUGAUUCCCAUGCUGAACCCACUCAUUUACAGUCUGAGAAACAAAGAAGUGAAAAAUGCUUUCAUUCGGGUUAUGCAGAAGAAAGAGAGUUUCAGGAGAUUAAAGUAA
Molecule: messenger RNA, 948 nt
Organism: Dipodomys ordii (Ord's kangaroo rat)
Lineage: Eukaryota; Metazoa; Chordata; Mammalia; Rodentia; Heteromyidae
Product: olfactory receptor 8H1-like
Exons: 1
Coding region: 1-948 (315 amino acids)
Biological process (GO): G protein-coupled receptor signaling pathway; sensory perception of smell
Cellular component (GO): membrane
Molecular function (GO): G protein-coupled receptor activity; odorant binding; olfactory receptor activity
Source: RefSeq, a predicted model, not a curated record